AUCAGAUGGUUAAGUGUGACCCCAGACAUGGAAAGUAUAUGGCGGUGUGUCUACUAUACCGGGGCGAUGUGGUGCCCAAGGAUGUCAACGCAGCCAUUGCCGCCAUUAAGACCAAAAGGAGUAUACAAUUCGUCGACUGGUGUCCCACGGGUUUUAAAGUAGGCAUCAACUACCAGCCCCCUACUGUGGUACCGGGCGGUGAUUUGGCAAAAGUACAGCGAGCGGUGUGUAUGCUGUCCAACACGACGGCCAUAGCCGAGGCCUGGGCCCGACUCGACCAUAAGUUCGACCUCAUGUACGCCAAGCGUGCUUUCGUGCACUGGUAUGUUGGGGAGGGUAUGGAAGAGGGAGAGUUCUCGGAGGCC
Oppiella nova is the source of this 365-nucleotide messenger RNA. NCBI's taxonomy places the organism in Eukaryota, Metazoa, Arthropoda, Arachnida, Sarcoptiformes, Oppiidae. The record is from the annotation of a GenBank genome assembly.